Messenger RNA from Grammomys surdaster, 688 nucleotides. RefSeq names its product regulator of G protein signaling 17 (gene Rgs17). The transcript has 5 exons. Lineage: Eukaryota; Metazoa; Chordata; Mammalia; Rodentia; Muridae. Bases 56 to 688 code for a protein of 210 amino acids. The record is from RefSeq and is a predicted model, not a curated record.
AACACAGAAUCCAUUAUGAUAUCCAAUAAGCCAGUUGGGUUCUGAAGCAGCUGACAUGAGAAAACGGCAGCAGUCACAAAAUGAAGGAACACAGGCUGUGUCUCAAGCGCCUGGAAACCAAAGGCCCAACAAUACCUGCUGCUUCUGCUGGUGCUGCUGCUGCAGCUGCUCCUGCCUCACUGUCAGGAAUGAGGAAAGAGGAGACUCUUCGGGGAGACCCCCACACACCACCAAAAUGGAGAGCAUCCAGGUCCUAGAGGAAUGCCAAAACCCCACUGCAGAUGAAGUCUUGUCCUGGUCUCAAAAUUUUGACAAGAUGAUGAAGGCUCCUGCAGGAAGGAACCUUUUCCGAGAGUUCCUCCGAACGGAAUACAGCGAAGAGAACCUACUCUUCUGGCUAGCCUGUGAAGACUUAAAGAAAGAGCAGAACAAAAAAGCUGUCGAAGAAAAAGCCAGGAUGAUAUACGAGGAUUACAUUUCUAUACUGUCCCCGAAAGAGGUCAGCCUGGACUCUCGGGUUAGAGAGGUGAUCAACAAAAGUCUGCUGGACCCCAGCCCUCACAUGUACGAAGAUGCCCAGCUUCAGAUCUACACCCUCAUGCACAGAGACUCUUUCCCAAGAUUCUUGAACUCGCAGAUCUAUAAAGCUUUUGUCGAAAGUACUACCAGCCCUACUUCUGAAUCCUAA